ACAGUCUUUGUCAAGCAAAAAGUUCUUUGGCAGGCAAUCUCAAAAUCCCUCAAUUCCCUUACUCUUCACCCGCACCCCCACCAGGCCACCCCCAUCGUUCCUUGAACAUAUCAAUCAAUCCCUCGACGACAACACAACAACAAAUGCCUGCGGGCCUGCUGGUUCCCAUAACUCAAUAGCUUCCCUCAACUCAACUCCCGUAUAGUCACCAUCCAUCCUUACCCACCUAAACACACUCUUCUCUUUCUUUCUCUCUCACCAAACCCCAUUUGCCCCCUUUGUUCCCUUACCCCUUUGUUUCUUAACAUCUGCCUAUAAAAAAAAGUUUUCUUCUUCAUAACCAAGACAACGUCCAAAGAACCAAAGUUCAAACCUUUAAUCUCAAAGACCCCCCCCCCCCCGGUUUUCUGUUUUUGUUCUUUCAUGGGGUUUUUAAUUCUUUUGCUGCUGCUAACCUUUACUACACUUCCAUUAUCUUCCUCAGAUCCAAACGACGAAGCUUGUUUAACUCAAUUAAGCCAAAACUUGAAAGACCCUUUAAACAACUUACAAAACUGGACCAAAUCAACCUUUGCAAACCCUUGUAGUGGUUUCACAUCUUAUCUCCCUGGUGCAACUUGUAACAAUGGUCGAAUCUACAAGCUUUCCCUCACCAACCUCUCUCUUCAAGGCUCUAUUUCCCCAUUUCUUUCCAAUUGUACCAAUCUUCAAUCCCUUGACUUGUCUUCAAAUUCCAUUUCAGGUCCUAUCCCUCAAGAUUUACAAUACUUAGUCAACUUAGCAGUACUCAACCUUUCAUCUAAUCGCCUUGAAGGAGAGAUCCCUCAACAACUUGCAUUAUGUGCUUACUUAAACGUCAUUGAUCUUCAUGAUAAUUUACUCACUGGUCAAAUUCCUCAAGAAUUAGGCCUAUUAGCACGGUUGUCAGCUUUUGAUGUUUCAAACAACAAGCUGUCAGGUCCAAUACCAGCAUCAUUAGGUAAUAGGAGUGGGAAUUUACCAAGGUUUAAUGCCACAUCUUUUGGUGGAAAUAAGGAUCUUUAUGGAUACCCUUUACCACCUAUGAAAAGUAAAGGGCUAUCAGUUUUGGCCAUUGUUGGGAUUGGAUUAGGAAGUGGACUUGCGAGUUUGGUUAUUAGUUUCACUGGGGUUUGUAUUUGGUUGAAAAUUACAGAAGAAAAAAUGGCUGCUGCUGAAGAAGGAAAGAUUGGUCAGUUCAUGCCUGAUUAUUAAAAAAAAAAAAAAGAAGAAGAACAAAUUUCAUUGAAGAUCAUUGAGCUUAAAUUCAAAAAAGAAAGAAAAUCCCAGGUAUGUUUUUUGACCGAUUUUUUUCUUCUUCAACAAUGUAUAUAAAGUAAAUUCAACCAUGAUCCUUUUUUUCCCUGUACUGUUCAAUUAUGGUGCCAAUGGCUUGAAAAAAAAUUUUGGUGGGGACUGAACUGUAAAAAAAAUGAAAAUGAAGAGUGAAACAUGAUUGCAUUUAUUAAAAAAAAAAUUUAGUUUUAACAAGUUGGGGUUACUUGUGGGAGUGUCAAUGUGCGAGCUGGUGUGCAUGGUGGGAGACCAGACCAGACCAGACCAGCAUUCUCUUUAAUCACAUGCCUAUGUGAAAAUUUGUCUCUAUUUGUUAUUUUUCUUGCAACAAAAGUUAACUACUAUUUUGGCUUUUGGUCAAUGGCUUAAAGGCAACAUUCUGGAUAUUGGUUCUUUAUGAAA
Messenger RNA from Gossypium arboreum, 1716 nucleotides. Its product is annotated as receptor-like protein 44. The transcript has a single exon. Lineage: Eukaryota; Viridiplantae; Streptophyta; Magnoliopsida; Malvales; Malvaceae. The record is from RefSeq and is a predicted model, not a curated record. Bases 424 to 1233 code for a protein of 269 amino acids. Gene Ontology annotation, molecular function: protein binding.